Molecule: messenger RNA, 3311 nt
Organism: Oxyura jamaicensis (ruddy duck)
Lineage: Eukaryota; Metazoa; Chordata; Aves; Anseriformes; Anatidae
Gene: SKIL
Product: SKI like proto-oncogene
Exons: 6
Coding region: 245-2314 (689 amino acids)
Biological process (GO): negative regulation of BMP signaling pathway
Cellular component (GO): nucleus
Molecular function (GO): RNA polymerase II cis-regulatory region sequence-specific DNA binding; SMAD binding; DNA-binding transcription factor activity, RNA polymerase II-specific
Source: RefSeq, a predicted model, not a curated record
ACAAAUACUUACAAAACUAAAAAAAAAAUUGUUUAAUCUCUCCAGUCUUAAUUUUGUAGUAUUACGUCCAAAAUGGGUCACGGUUUUUCCCGUUGGAGACUGAAGCAUUAACUUCUUACUGAAAGGAAUGCAAAGCUUGGUGUGCUGGAGGUAAUCGAGAUCACUUCAGAUUUCUUUUUUUUUUUGUAUAAACCAGCAGGAAAAUGCACGCUCGAGACUUUAAUUAAAGGUCUGGUGUUCAGCGAUGGAAAGUCCGCAGACAAACUUCCCGCUAGGUCUGGUUUCAGACCAGAAGAGGACGGGGAUGCAGGAGGACGGGAGUCCCCCGUUCAAAAAAGUAAUGACGGAAAUGCACGUAAAUAGCCAAGUACGAGUCGUAAUAAAUAAAUUACCUACAAUAAAGAAGGAAAACCUGGAUGAAUAUGACGAAACUCCUAUGGAGGCUGAUGGGGAAAAUGCCAAGCCAAACAGUACUUCAAUCUCUGAGCCUUUGAAUUUAAAUCCAGGUCUGAAACACACGUUGGCACAGUUCCACUUGAGCAGCCAGAGCUCCCUGGGUGGACCGGCAGCUUUUUCAGCUCGCUAUUCCCAGGAAAAUAUGUCUCCCACUGUCUUCUUGCCUCUUCCGUCGCCACAAAUCCUGUCUGGUCCGCUGCUCAUUCCUCCAGACAGUUCCACCGAGCUCACUCAGACUGUGCUGGAGGGGGAAUCCAUCUCUUGCUUCAAAGUCGGAGGGGAAAAAAGACUGUGCCUGCCUCAAGUGUUGAAUUCGGUUCUCCGAGACUUUUCUUUGCAACAGAUUAAUACCGUGUGUGAUGAACUGUAUAUAUACUGCUCAAGGUGCACUUCUGACCAGCUUCAUAUUCUCAAGGUUUUGGGAAUUCUUCCGUUCAACGCUCCGUCCUGCGGGCUAAUUACACUGACUGAUGCUCAGAGACUAUGCAAUGCUUUACUACGCCCUCGCACUUUUCCCCAAAAUGGCAGUUUUCUCCCCGGUAAGAACACCUUGGCCCAACUGAAAGAGACUGGCAGUGCCUUUGAAGUAGAGCACGAAUGCCUGGGCAAGUGCCAGGGUUUGUUUGCACCUCAGUUCUACCUUGCGCCAGAUGACCCCUGUAUCCAGUGUCUGGAGUGCUACGGGAUGUUUUCACCCCAGACAUUCGUCAUGCAUUCACAUAGAUCCCCCGACAAGAGGACCUGCCACUGGGGGUUUGAGUCGGCCAAGUGGCACUGCUACCUUCACAUUAACCAAAAAUACUUAGGGACGUCAGAGGAGCGGGAGCUGAAGCAUCUCUUGGAGGAAAUGAAGGAGAAAUUUAGUGAGAAAAACCAGAAAAGAACUCGGUCCAAAGUGGAUUCACAGCAGAGCCUAGAGUUACCCCAGUGGUAUCCCGUUAUAAAGCAAGAAGAAGAAACUGAACCUCAGCCACCCUCCUUUUUCCAUCCCAGUUACUACCUUUAUAUGUGUGAUAAAGUGGUUGCCCCAAAUGUGUCCCUUGCAUCACAAUACAAGGACGUUGCAAAAACAGCAGUCAAAGCUUCAGAAGUAAUUAAAUCUUCACCUGGACAGCCAGAGAAAAAGCUCAGUAGCGGAAAGCACAAAAAAGUUGCCUCCUAUCCAGAGCUUUCUCUUGAAGAACAGGAAAAAAUUGACUUGAAAACUAGCAUGGAACAGCAUAAACGUUUAGAUCCACCUGUGUCAACUCAUUCUGCAAGAGGUGGAAAAUCCGAGCGCAUUUCUACCAAAAGCACUAGAGACUCUAGACGCAUUGAAAUAGGUAAUGUGAGAACCUUGUCCCCCACUCUCAUGAAAGACAUCAGCUGUGAAGACGACAAGGGAAGGAUCAUGGAAGAAGUAAUGAAAACCUACAUCAAACAGCAAGAAAAACUAAAUACUAUUUUGCGGAGGAAACAGCAGCUUCAAAUGGAAGUGGAAAUGUUAAGCAACUCUAAAGCUAUGAAGGAGCUAACUGAGGAACAGCAGAAUUUACAAAAAGAACUUGAAUCUUUGCAAACUGAGCAUGCUCAAAGAAUGGAAGAAUUUUAUUUUGAACAGAGGGACUUGGAGAAGAAACUGGACCAAGUGAUGAAGCAGAAGUGUACCUGUGACACCAAUUUAGAAAAAGACAAAGAAGCGGAAUAUGCGGCACAGCUAGCAGAACUGAGACAGAGAUUGGAUCAUGCAGAGGCAGAUAGACAAGAGCUUCAGGAUGAACUGAGGCAAGAACGAGAGGCAAGGGAAAAGUUAGAGAUGAUGAUAAAAGAAUUGAAGCUACAGAUCUUGAAAUCUUCAAAAAAUGGAAAAGGAAAAUAGAAAUUCAAAGAGGAAGCAUGACUGUGUCUUUCAAACAGGGUGUUUUGUUUUUUAACGAAUUGUCAGCUGUUUCUGUGUGAUAAGAGAAUGUAUUCUCUACAGGUUUCUAUUUGCCAGACAAGUCCAGAUGAAAAUAUACAUAUAUAUAAAUAGAUAGGUAUACAUUUUUAGAUUUUCCUAACUAAUGAAAAUCUGCAUUUAUUUGUACUGGUGUUUCUCAAACUACGAAAAAAAAAGAAACUUAUGAUUCAGAGUGACCAGUUUCUGUUUAUUUCUAAUGCAGUCUUGAGGACCCUAUACCUUUUAACAUUGUCUGUUAAAAUAUAUUUGGUGAUCUUUAUUUUAGUAUCAGUUGCGCAUCCAGUUAUAAAAAAAUAAAAAUUUAAAAAUCCUGAUUUCUUCAAGGCCAAGAAUAGUUUGGGUUUCAGUGAGAAUUUUGUGUUUUCUAGUUGGAGAAAGUAAAGGCAGCUUUUCAUCUGUAAGGUAAUACUCAAAAUCACCAUGACAAUAGAUGGAUGAUCAUCAGAAGUGAUUUGCCAGCAUGAGUUUUUCCCAUAAUUUUGUUACGUGAAAUCAAGCUGAUCUUUUCAGUAUGUUCUAUUUAACAAUUCAUUCACUCUAAAGCAUUUUACAGUCAUCAUUUGGUUACCAUGCUAGAAGAAGAAAACAUUAGGCUUUUUUUCAUAAAUUAAAAAAAAAACAGAAUCAGAAAUGAAAUCUUCUGAAAUGUAAAAAUCACAUUUUCUUUUAUUGUCUAUGAUACUGCAGGUAAAGCAGACUGUUUACGAGGGCUUGUAGUGACAGGAGAAAGGGCAAUGGUUUAAAAAUGAGAGAAAGUAGAUUUAGAUAGGAUAUAAGAAAGAUUUUUUUUUAAUGAGACACUGGAACACGUUGCCCAGGGAAGUUGUGGGUGCCCCAUCAUUAGAAGCAUUCAAAGUUAGGUUAAACAAAAAAAAUUUUAAAAUGAAAUAAAAAAAAAAAAAAGAAAAUAAAAAAG